AUGGAAUGGGGGUUGGCGACCCGGUCAGCUUCCUUCCCCGCCAUCCCUAAUAAUAAUAAUAUAAUAAUAAUAAUUUAUUAUUUAUACCUUGCCCAUCUGGCUGGGCUUCCCCAGCCACUCUGGGCGGCUUCCAACAAAAUAUUAAAAUACAGUAAUGCAUCAAACAUCAAAAGCUUCCCUAAACAGGGCUGCCUUCAGAUGUCUUCUAAAAGUCUGGUAGUUGUUGUUCUCUUUGACAUCUGGUGGGAGGGUAUUCCACAGGGAGGGCGCCACCACCGAGAAGGCCCUCUGCCUGGUUCCCUGUAACUUGGCUUCUCGCAGGGAGGGAACCGCCAGAAGGCCCUCGGCGCUUGACCCCAGUGUCCGGGCAGAAUGAUGGGGGUGGAGACGCUCCUUCAGGUCUACUGGGCCGAGGCCGUUUAGGGCUUUAAAGGUCAGCACCAACAUUUUGAAUUGUGCUCGGAAACAUACUGGGAGCCAAUGUAGGUCUUUCAAGACCGGUGUUAUAUGGUCUCGGCGGCCGCUCCCAGUCACCAGUCUAGCUGCCGCAUUCUGGAUUAAUUGCAGUUUCUGGGUCACCUUCAAAGGUAGCCCCACGUAGAGCGCAUUGCAGUAGUCCAAGCGGGAGAUAACCAGAGCAUGCACCACUCUGGCGAGACAGUCUGCGGGCAGGGAGGGUCUCAUCCUGCGUACCAGAUAGAGCGGGUAGACAGCUGCCCUGGACACAGAAUUGACCUGCACCUCCAUGGACAGCUUUGAGUCCAGAAUGACUCCCAGGCUGCACACCUGGUCCUUCAGGGGCACAGUUGCCCCAUUCAGGACCAGGGAAUCCCCCACACCUGCCCGCUCCCUGUCCCCCAAAAACAGUACUUCUGUCUUGUCAGGAUUCAACCUCAAUCCGUUAGCCGCCAUCCAUCCUUCAACCACCUCCAGACACUCACAUAGGACCUUCACUGGUUCUGAUUUGAAAGAGAGGUAGAGCUGGGUAUCCUAGAGACGAGCCUCGCCCGCAGCGAACCCGGAACUCCACGUGCGUGCGAGAGUUCUACUCGCCGUAGAUCUAUAGCCCGAAACGCGCUCGGGGGACGCCAGGCCUGACUAAACGAUUGCCGAGCCCCGCAGGGGGAAAGGGAGCGCGCCGAGCUAUAGAUCGGAGGCGGGGCGCCAUUUUCCCGGAAGUGGGGAAGGAAACAAAGCAGCCGGAGCCGGGUAAGGCCUUGAGCUUCUGUGGGGGGCAGCCCUGGACUGGGGGGGGGGCGAGGUUUGAGGGAGGGGGCGCUGGGGGGGCCUGGUCCUCGGGGGGCCCUUGUCGGGAUGCGGCCCCCGUCCGCCUCUCUCUUAUUUGGGGAGGGGGACGCCAUAGUUCUCUCAGACCUGGGGGGGAGGGAGUGGAGCCCGUGGACCCCCCCCCCAGCUGGGGCAGCUUCCCCCACCGCCAGGACGCCCCUUGGCUCUCCGUGGGUCCGGCGUCCGUCAGUCAAUGGGCCAGCCAGGAUACGCCCCCCAUCCCUUCUCCUCUCUCUUCCCUCCUGCCUGCCUGCCUCCCUCACAGGGUUGUUGUUGCUGCUGGGGGGCACAGCUGGCCUGGUCUGAAUCACCUCAAUUAAUAAUAAUAAUAAUAAUUAUUAUUAUUUAUACCCCGCCCUCCCCAGCCAGAGCCGGGCUCAGGGCGGCUAACACCAGUAAAAUUACAGUAAAAACAUAAUGGGGACGACGACCCCAAUUUAAAAUACAGGUUAAAAUGCAAUUUAAAAUGCAGCCUUAUUUUAAAAGGAGCCCAUAGAUAUAAUAAUAUAUAAGAUUAAUAAUAAUAAUAAUAAUAUAUUUAUACCCCACCCAUCUGGUUGGGUUUCCCCAGCCACUGUGUGCAGCUUCCAACUGAAUAUUAAAAACAAUACAGCAUCAGACAUUAAAAACUUCCCUAAACAGUUGUCUUUUAAAAGUUGUCUUUUUAAACAGUUGUCUUUUAAAAUUAUAAAAUAAUAAUAAUUUAUACCCCGCCCUCCCCAGCCAGAGCCGGGCUCAGGGCGGCUAACACCAGUAAAAUUACAGUAAAAACAUAAUGGGGACGACGACCCCAAUUUAAAAUACAGGUUAAAAUGCAAUUUAAAAUGCAGCCUUAUUUUAAAAGUAGCCCAUAGAUAUAAUAAUAUAUAAGAUUAAUAAUAAUAUAUUUAUACCCCACCCAUCUGGUUGGGUUUCCCCAGCCACUGUGUGCAGCUUCCAAAUGAAUAUUAAAAACAAUACAGCAUCAGACAUUAAAAACUUCCCUAAACAGUUGUCUUUUAAAAGUUGUCUUUUUAAACAGUUGUCUUUUAAAAUUAUAAAAUAAUAAUAAUUUAUACCCCGCCCUCCCCAGCCAGAGCCGGGCUCAGGGCGGCUAACACCAGUAAAAUUACAGUAAAAACAUAAUGGGGGGGACGACCCCAAUUUAAAAUACAGGUUAAAAUGCAAUUUAAAAUGCAGCCUUAUUUUAAAAGGAGCCCAUAGAUAUAAUAAUAUAUAAGAUUAAUAAUAAUAAUAUAUUUAUACCCCACCCAUCUGGUUGGGUUUCCCCAGCCACUGUGUGCGGCUUCCAACUGAAUAUUAAAAGCAAUACAGCAUCAGACAUUAAAAACUUCCCUAAACAGUUGUCUUUUAAAAGUAAAAUAGUUGUUUAUUGCCUUGACAUCUGUGGACCCCCCCCCCCCCAGCUGGGGCAGCUUCCUCCACCGCCAGGACGCCCCUUGGAUCUCCGUGGGUCCGUCGUCCGUCAGUCAAUGGGCCAGCCAGGAUGUGCCCCCCCAAUCCCUUCUCCUCUCUCUUCCCUCCUGCCUGCCUGCCUCCCUCACAGGGUUGUUGUUGUUGCUGCUGGGGGCGGGACAGAGCUGGCCUGGUCUGAAUCACCUCAAUUAAUAAGAAUAAUAAUAACUUUUAUUUAUACCCCACCCUCCCCAGCCAUAUAUAUUAUUAUAUAUAAUAAUAUAUAAGGUAUAAUAAUAAUAAUAAUAAUAAUAAUAUAUUUCUACCCCGUCCAUCUGUUUGGGUUUCCCCAGCCACUGUGUGCGGCUGCUUCCAGCAAAAUAUUAAAAUACAAUAAUUCAUCAAAUAUUAAAAGCUUCCCUAAACAGUAAACUUCCUCCGCUGCUCCCUCUCUUUCCGCAGAGGAAGCUCCUCGGGGCAGGGACCUCUCUAGACCACACUUAUUCCCAGUUUGGGGGAAAGGCAGGGCCAGAUUUAGGUUGGAUGAGGCCCUAAGCUCCUGAAGGUAAUGGGGCCCUUUAUAUGUCCAGCUGUCCUGUGUCAACAACAAAUGGUCGCUGUUUUUUGUGUUGAUUAGAUGCAAUAUGGUAAUUUAUGGACCUAAUAGGUAUCUAAAGCCAUUUGCUCAUAAAAAAAUAUGUAUUUUAUCAAAGUAAUUGAUACAGAAAUGAGCAAACCAGUGAUAUUUUAGGGAGCAGGUUAGCAGGCGGGGCUCAUUACUUACAUUGUAGGAGCCUACACAACACAAAACACUGUUGCUGUAGGUAGGUUUUAUUUUAUUUGUUUUUUAUCUUAUAUUUUGGAAAUGUACAUCCAGUUUGUUUGUUUCCUUUAAAUUUUUUUGGGGGCCCCCAAGAGAGUGGGGCCCUAAGCUAUAGCUUGUUAAGCUUAUACGUAAAUCCGGCACUGGGGAAAGGCUCCAUUUAUUGUUGAGAAACACUCCCCCUUUUAUUUCUUUGUUUGUGCGCUGGAAAGAACAUUACCAACAUCUCCUUAACUGCAACUCCCCUGUAACUGCUGAGGUCCUCUCACAAAUUCUGCAAAACCAAGUUAGAGAUGAGCUUGCAGUAUCUCCAAAUCGGGGAGAGUUGUGUACAGCUAUUAACGAAAUGAAAAAUAACAAAGCCAGCGGACCUGAUAGGAUAUCUUCAAAGUGGGUGGAACAGAACUUAAACAACAACUACACAAGCUCAUUGAAAAAAUCUGGGAGAGAGAUCACAGAAGACUUUAGGGAUGCCAAAAUUAUCGAUUUCUUCUUAAAAAGGUCUCAGAACUGAUUGCAGAAAGGCUAUGAGUGCUCGCCAAAGAAGAAGAAUUUGUUUCAGAGCUAAUUAGCCAAGAAGAGCUUGCAGGGUUGACAUCUAAGAUGUAAUGUGUAAAUUUCAGAAGUAGGACAUUCAAUAUUAUGGGAGCAGCCUCCCAAGCAAGAUUAGACAGGCUUCCCUCCCUGGUCAGCUUCAGGUGCUUGGCAAGGACUUCCAUAUUUCAGCAUUUUAAGGGAGUUCUCUGUCCUAGGCUUAAUUUUAAUGGUUCUAAUUCUGAAUAUUAAGUACUUGGAAUACAAAAUCAGCAAACGAACAAAUGUGGAGGGAGGUUUAGCUGUGACUUCUUACCUGCUCUUAUCACAGGCACCUUGCGUGUUGGUACUUUAGAUCUCAGCUGCGGACCCUCGGAGGAAGAAUGUUUCAUGGAAUCCCAGCAGCCCCUGGGAUGGGAGGUGAGUCCAGUGCUGCUUGUGAGCUAAUUCUGGGGUGGCCAGAGCAAAUGCAGGGACUUCUUGGACCUUAAAUUCUUGAUAUGCAGGGGUUUUUGUGUGUGUGUGAAGUGUUUUUAUAUAUUUCAUUAUAAAAAUAUGUAUCAAUCGCCCCUUCACAUAUAAUAUCAAGGCAGUGUACAGCAAAAUAUGUCAAUGUGAUAAAAUGUUAAAUACAAUACGAGAUACAGUGGACGCUUGGGUUACGAAUGUGAUCCAUGCGGGAGGCACGUUUGCAACCCGCUGCGCAUGUGCAGAUUGCGAUUUGGCGCUUCUGAGCAUGUGCAAAGCAUGAUUUAGUGCUUCUGCGCAUGCGUGACUGCCGAAACCCGGAAGUAACCUGUUCCGGUACUUCCGGUUUCGGUGGGUCCGUAACCUGAAAAAACUUAACCUGAAGCGUCUGUAACCCGAGGUAUGACACUUGCGCAACCUGAAAGAAUUUAUAAACAGCUGAAUAGGUGUGUUGGCAUAAGAUCUUGAAGAGAAGCCUAAAAAUAAAUGGCAAGGAUUCUGUGUAUCUAACCUGUGUGCUAGGCAUGGUGUCUCCAAACCCCCACUGAUCUUGGGCUCCUCUUCCAAAUUCUUUUAUGUUCUGGCAUAAGGCAAGGAGGAGAGGGCAAUCCGUGGCUGUUAACCACGAUGCUUAUACUCUGCCUGCAAAGUCAGAGGCAGUUGCUGGAAAGCGCAGGAGGGCAGAGGCUCUUGUGCUCAAAUCCUGCUUGUGGGUUUCCUGGAGAACAUUUCUCAUGUUCAUGGCAGCAGUUUGGGAGCAAGUUGGUCUCAUGUAUUUCCGCCUUUUUGUUUUUCAGCCCCAGCGAAUAAGCCGGAACUAUACGAGGCAAGUGGUGCGGUUUCUCUCGUGGCUUAGUGGCCAGAAGCUCCUUUCAAAUGAGGCACAGGGAGUGGGUUGGGGAGGGGGAGUUGCAGUAUUGCGGGAAAUUUCAGGCACUCCCCAAAUUGCAGGACUGCCAGCCAAAGCGCUCCUGAUUUGGGCAGGACUCCCCUGGGGAACUACCCUCGCUGCUCCUUACAAGGGCAUUUGGGGGGCUCCCAUAGCCCAGACUUGAAGGUCCCCGAUGCCCCAACUCUCCUUUCAUUGGUGCAAAGAUUUGGUGGAUCCAGUGUCUCUCUCCUUUCCCUUGCAGGAAGUGAAGUUAUACAAGAACGCCCGGGAGCGAGAGAAGUGAGUACUUGACCCAAUUACCGUAUUUUUCGCUCUAUAGGACACACCCGACCAUAGGACGCACCUUGUUUUAGAGGGGGAGAACAAGAAAAAAAAUUCUCCCCCUCUCUGCCCCUUCCAUUUCUCCUCCCACUUCGCUGAAGGGGCGCUGCACCGAAAGGGAAAGCUGUGCAGCGCCUCUCCAGCGAAGCGAAGCCAGGAGAGCAAGAGGGAUCGGUGCGCACCGACCCCUCUCGCUCUCCAGGCUUCAGUGAACGCAACCUGAAGCCUCCGGAGCGCAGCAGGAGCUCCCGCUGCGCUCCGGAGGCUUCAGGUUCCUUUCGCUGAAGCCAGGAGAGUCUUGCUUUCCUGGCUUCAGUGAAGCAACCCGAAGCCUCUGGCUUCAGGCGGCUAUCGCUGAAGCCUGGAGAGCAAGAGGGCUCUCACUCUCCAGGCUUCAGCGAAAGCAACGCGAAGCCUCCGGAGCAUGAAGGGAGCGCUCCCUCUGCUCUUCGGAGGCUUCGCGUUGCUAUCGCUGAAGCCAAGGAGCCUGCAUUCGCUCCAUAAGAUGCACACACAUUUCCCCUUAAUUUUUGGAGGGGGGGGGGAGUGCGUCUUAUAGAGCGAAAAAUACAGUAUACCCAGCUCUAGUGUGUGUCGUUGCAAAGGACAUGCUCAGUGAUGGCUCAGGCCACACCUCUGUUCAACUCCCGCUCUGAUUACCUACUCUGAGACCCCACAGCUAAUUCUCCCCUGGCCUCCUCGCUGGCCCAAGUAGGACUAAUUCAGCCAGCUAGCCCUGGGGAUUAUCUAAUGCUUAUUUCCCCUAAAUUGGUUUUUGAAUUUUAUUGUUAUUCAUGUUUUUAUACUGUAUUUUAUGCUGCUUUUACAACUGUUUUAAAUUUGUUGUUAGCUGCCCUGAGCCCGGUUUUUGAACCGGGAAGAACGGGGUAUAAAUAAAAAAAUAUUAUUAUUUAUUAUUAUUAACUCUCUCUGCCUGGGAAGGGGCUUGAUUGACAGGAAGGGGGAGCGACUUUUGGAGAUUCAGCAGUCGUGGGAGUGGUCUGAGGGGCUGAGUCUUCUUUAGGAAAGCAGUUCAUAAGAUAUCAAAUUCUGCAUUAAUUGCUGUUGGGAAGGAUUUGGAAAGUAGGGUGGAAUGCAUCAUCUAUUAAUCAUCCUUCCUCUUACUCACUUGAGGAAGUUGGGUGUCUAGUUUAGCAGAGUGGUGCUUCUGGGCACCACAAUUCAAGAAGGACACUGACAAACUGGAACGUGUCCAGAGGAGGGCAACCAAAAUGGUCAAAGGCCUGGAAACGAUGCCUUAUGAGGAACGGCUAAGGGAGCUGGGCAUGUUUAGCCUGGAGAAGAGGAGGUUAAGGGGUGAUAUGAUAGCCAUGUUCAAAUAUAUAAAAGGAUGUCACAUAGAGGAGGGAGAAAGGUUGUUUUCUGCUGCUCCAGAGAAGCGGACACGGAGCAAUGGAUCCAAACUACAAGAAAGAAGAUUCCACCUAAACAUUAGGAAGAACUUCCUGACAGUAAGAGCUGUUUGACAGUGGAAUUUGCUGCCCAGGAGUGUGGUGGAGUCUCCUUCUUUGGAGGUCUUUAAGCAGAGGCUUGACAACCAUAUGUCAGGAGUGCUCUGAUGGUGUUUCCUGCUUGGCAGGGGGUUGGACUCGAUGGCCCUUGUGGUCUCUUCCAACUCUAGGAUUCUAUGAUUCUAGGAGUUAAAAUAUGCCAUUCUGUGCUGCAUUAGCACUGAAACUUUGGACAGACCUGUGGAGCUUUCGCUAAUUAUCCAGGAUGCCUUGGGCAUCCUGCCUUGUUUAGUCCUCUGAAUAAAAUAACACAGAAGUCUGUAGUAUAAGAGUAUAUAAAUAUUGUUUCCCGACAUAAAGUUGUAGACUCGAUUCAGGUAGAAAAUAGCAGUGAAACAAGGUGGGCAAAAUAUACAGUGGAACCUUGGAAGUCAAACAUAAUCCAUUCUGGAAGGACGUUUGACUUCCGAAAUGUUCGAACUCCGAGGUGCGGCUUCUGACUGGCUGACAGCUAGGCUGUUUGCAGAUCAGAAGCUGCGUCAGAUGUUUGGGUUCCGUUCGGAAACUGGAACACUUUGACGUCCGGGAGCCGAAAUGUUCCAAAAUGGAGGUGUUCGGGAACCGAGAUUUGACCGUACUUCAGAAUUACAAAAUACAUGGUUUAGGUCAAAGAUGGGGUUUGUGCUUUGGGGGAGCACAGAUCCGGCAUCCUUUCCCUACGGCUGCAUGAUGAGAGAGUUUUCCUCAGGUGGGAGGAAGUGACGAGGAUUGUUUUCCUAUUGUUACCCUUUCCGCCUGGGCAAGCAGAGGAUGUGACCUCACACAAAGUGCCCUCUAGGACUUUACAGGGAGCGCCAUGUGUCUUAACCCUUUGCUCCCCUAGCAACUGUGGAAUUCGAUAUUUUGAGUGCCGUGUCAUUUCCCCACAAAUGCAUGAGCCCUUGUCUGAUGUGAGAGGUCUGCAUGCCCCUAUGCCCCCCACAAGGCUCCUGGCCUCUGUCAGAGUCUCUUUUCUCAGAGGGAAACGGGUCAGGGUGCAGCUGGACCUUCGUAAUUGACUCAUUCUAACUUUGCUUCAGGUACGACAACAUGGCUGAGCUGUUUGCUGUGGUGAAGACAAUGCAGGCUCUGGAAAAAGCCUACAUCAAGGACUGUGUCACCCCCAACGAGUGAGUUGACAGGCACCUGGAGGGAUCUGAGGCAGUGCCACUCUGGGUUCAUAGAAUUGCAGGGGUGGCAGGGACACAGAGGGCCACCUGAUUCAGCCCCUGCAAUGCAGCUCCCUCAAGAGAUCUGUAAAAGAGGAGAGAUCUAGGGCAGCAUUGCUUAAUUCAGGAGUGGAGCAGGGCAGCAUUCGUCAUGGGCAGCUGUGGAGAAAAAGGGGGCAGAGGUGUGGGCAGCUGAUUCCAUGUGGCCCCCUGUCCUUCCAGGUACACUGCAGCUUGCUCCCGCCUCCUAGUCCAGUAUAAGGCAGCCUUCAAGCAGGUCCAAGGCCCGGAAAUCAACUCCAUCGAUGACUUUUGCCGUAAAUUUCGGGUAAGCAGUUGGUGCUGAAGGGCGACGUCUGCAUGGGCGGUGUUGAGCGGGGAGUGGUGUCCUCUGGUCCCAGCUGUGCAGCCAGAUUCUCAUCCCUGGGUGCCAAACCUCUGCUCCUUCACCCCAGAGUGCAGAUGAAGCGGCUUUUUCCAGCUCCUGACCCGCCUUGCGGUCCUCGAGGGGAUCGAGACCAUGGCUGGGGGAGCCUGAGGGGAUCCCUGUGGGAAAGUUGUGGCUGAUCUGUGUUUCCCUCCUUUGAGCAUCCCUGUUUCCUCUGUCUCUUGCAGCUCGAUUGCCCGCUGGCCAUGGAGAGGAUCAAGGAAGACCGGCCGAUUACCAUCAAGGACGACAAGGGCAACCUCAACCGCUGCAUUGCGGACAUCGUGUCGGUAGGUGGGCAGGGGGAGGGACGACCUGGAGCAGAAGGGCGUCUCUUGGGGGUCCUUCUGCCGGAUGCUCCUUGGGCCCAAACUGAAGGUCUUUUCCUUCCUUCCAGCUCUUUAUCACAGUGAUGGACAAGCUGCGCUUGGAGAUCCGGGCAAUGGAUGAGGUGAGUGAAAUGAGAGGGGUGCUUCCACCCAAAGGCGCUGCCCUCCCCAGGCCAAGGUUGGUCAGGGUGAUGCUAUGAGCACCUUAACAUCUUGGAGGUCCCAGGCCACAGGGAGGUUAGACUGGCCUCGACCAGAGCCAGGGGUUUUUCGGCCGUGGCCCCGAUUUGGUGGAACGCUCUGUCCCAAGAGACCAGGGUCCUGCGGGACUUGACAUCUUUCCGCAGGGACUGCAAGAUGGAGCUGUUCCACCAGGCCUUUGGCCAAGGCACAGCCUGACCCCCUCUCUCCUUCUGUAAUCCUUAUAGAACUCUAGCCCAAUGGUUGCCAUUAAUUAGAUUUUGAAUUGAUUUUAGAAUGAAUUGAUUUUAGAAUGCAUUUCAAUUAAUUGAUUGUGAUUUUAUGUGAAUGGUGUCACUUUUAUUGUGGUUAGCCGCUCUGAGCCCGGCUUUGGCUGGGGAGGAUGGGAUAUAAAUAAAAUUUUAUUUAUUAUUGUUGUUGUUAUUAUUAUUAUUAUUGACUUGUGCAUUUGUUGUGGGGUGUUAGAUACUGCAUGCUUUCCAGCCAAACUACAGGCACAGAUUUCGUUGUGAAAUGGGCAAGCAGUUGAUAGGAUCCUGUCUCUAGGUAUAAUCACAAUGACUGUGUCUCCAAAAGCAGUGUCUAAAUCUUACGAAAUACAUACUCCCUACAUGUUCAUAGGGGAUAAAUCUAUCAGUGUCUGGUAUCAUCAUCACCCUGCCUUUUGACACUUGAGAUGAGUGUUUUUAGCACCCAACUUAUUUCUGUAAUUUUGCUUUCACCCACCCUUAGGACCUUGCUUAUUUAUUUUUGUUUAUAAAAAUAUUUAUAUACCACUAAAUAAUAAAAAUAUACCCAGAGGCGGUUGACAACAUUAAAAGGAUAAAAACCAUGCACAUGAGUCCAUGUCAGGGGAAAAGCUGGGGUAUAAAUACAGUGGUGCCCCGCAAGACGAAUGCCUCGCAAGACGGAAAACCCGCUAGACGAAAGGGUUUUCCGUUUUUGAGUUGCUUCGCAGGACGAAUUUCCCUAUGGGCUUGCUUCGCAAGACGAAAAUGUCUUGCGAGUCUUGAGAUUUUUUUUCGCUUUCCCCCCCUUUUUCUAAGCCGCUAAUAGCCUUUUAGCAGCUAAGCCGCUAAGCCUUUAAUAGCCGCUAAACCGCUAAUAGCGCUAAUCCGCUAAUAGGGUUGCUUCGCAAGACGAAAAAAAACGCUAGACGAAGACACUCGCGGAACGGAUUAAUUUCGUCUUGCGAGGCACCACUGUAUAUAAUGAUAAUAAUAAAGUAGUUUUGUUUUUUAAGCCUCGAUAAACCAUGGUGGAAGGAUGAACUCUGAAUUGGCUGCAUUGACCUCGCAGAAUAGAACAGUUUUCAGGCAUUUGAAAGUUGGCACAGUCCCUAAGGGAUGCUGGAUUAGAGAGGUCUUUGCCUGAUCCAGCCACAGGGCUCUGUCUAUAUCCUCCUUCAUUGGUGGUUUCCAGACAGAAGAGGGGUGGCCCUCUGUCAGCAAUUCUUUAAUUUAGAUUCCUGCAUUGUCGUGGGCUGCACUAGAUGACUCCAGAAGACUCUUGGGGCCCCUUCUGCCAUUCUGAUUUGAUGAUUUGAAGCACGUUUUUCACAAUUUCACUAUACGCUUAGUGAAAAUUGCUUGGUGUCCAGAGAUCAGCAGCUGCACCUGCCUGCCAAGACACUUCUUUGAGUGCUUUGUGGCUCAGGUGGGAUGGGGGGAGGUUGACCAAGGAGGGCUGCCCAGUGACCUUCCCUCUUCUUCUCCUCCUCCUCCUCCUCAGAUCCAGCCUGACCUCCGGGAAUUGAUGGAGACCAUGAACCGCAUGAGCCACUUGCCCCCGGACUUCGAGGGGCGGCAGAAAGUGAACCAGUGGUGAGCAUUUUCCCCAUAGAAUGAGGAACUCUGUUUCUCUCCUCUUACCCUUUUCGAUUAUUCUAAAAUGAAACGGUUGUCUGGUGGGGUAAAAAAGGUAAAGGGGCCCCUGACCAUUAGGUCCAGUUGUGGCCGACUCGGGUUGCGGCGCUCAUCUCGCUUUACUGGCCGAGGGAGCCGGUGCAGUUUCCGGGUCGUGGCCAGCAUGACUAAGCCGCUUCUGGCAAACCAGAGCAGCGCACGGAAAUGCCGUUUACCUUCCCGCCAGAGCGGUACCUAUUUAUCUACUUGCACUUUGACGUGCUUUCGAACUGCUAGGUUGGCAGGAGCUGCAACCGAGCAACGGGAGCUCACCCCGUCGCGGGGAUUCGAACCGCCAACCUUCUGAUCGGCAAGUCCUAGGCUCUGUGGUUUAACCCACAGUGCCACCCACGUCCUGCCUGUCUGGUGGGGAAACUGCAGCAAAGGCAGCGCCUCAAAGCUGCAGCUUUUCCAUCCCAGGUGGGUUGGCGUAAACGCCCGAGGCCUUUCCGUGCGGCUUCCAAACCUCCCCCAGCCUGCGCUCACUUUUCCGCUUGGAACAGGGAAGAGGCCAGAGCCAUCUGCCUCUCCUAUGGCCCGACAGAGGCAUUUCCCAGAAGAGGCUUCUUUCCUCCCCCCGGUAUAUUGUGGAGUCACGAGGAAGGCAGGAUGAGAGGGGAAGAGACAAGACGCCCCUUCUCUCCCUCUUGCUCAUUCCGCUCCAGCGCUUGAUGCCUCUUGCUCUCCCUCCAGGCUGCAAACCCUGAGCGGCAUGUCGGCUUCGGACGAACUGGACGACUCUCAAGUGCGGCAGAUGCUCUUCGACUUGGAGUCUGCCUACAAUGCCUUCAACCGCUUCCUGCACUCGUGAGGAGGAGGAGGACGGGCUUUGGGCCUCGUCGACAGCGGCCACAUCAUGUGGUUAUAGAGCCAUUGUGCCAGGAAUGAAAAUGUACAUUCCUCCCAUUGUCCCUCUGAAUGCGAGGACUCGUUUCCCCUCCUUUGGGGUGGGAAAAAGAAACUCCCUCUUGUUACUGUUUAAGUUCCAUGGCUCUCCUGUUUUCUCAUUCAUUGCAUUGUAUAGUAUUUGUGUCCACUUCUCUAAGGGGUGGGGGUGGGGAGGGAGUCUAAUAAUGCACCACGGAAGGCGGCAAACAACUGACAGCUAACUCUCUUUGCCACCUGAAGGGGGUCAGUGGUGGGGCAGGUAAUGCCUGUGUGGUGCUUGUAUUUAUUUGAGUGUUGCUUUUGCCUCAGAGAGGCAGACUCUACCGGUCUGAAGCAAAUAAAAAAUAUUUCUACAGUGACAAAUGGUGG
Messenger RNA from Podarcis lilfordi (Lilford's wall lizard), 12518 nucleotides. The record is from the annotation of a GenBank genome assembly. NCBI's taxonomy places the organism in Eukaryota, Metazoa, Chordata, Lepidosauria, Squamata, Lacertidae.